Molecule: messenger RNA, 4700 nt
Organism: Oryzias melastigma (Indian medaka)
Lineage: Eukaryota; Metazoa; Chordata; Actinopteri; Beloniformes; Adrianichthyidae
Gene: larp1b
Product: La ribonucleoprotein 1B
Exons: 19
Coding region: 484-3708 (1074 amino acids)
Biological process (GO): mRNA stabilization; positive regulation of translation
Cellular component (GO): cytoplasmic stress granule; cytosol
Molecular function (GO): RNA cap binding
Source: RefSeq, a predicted model, not a curated record
CCUCUCGUCAGCCGUGCAGUACCCGGCGCGGCCGCAGGGGGCAGCAGCCUCAGUGUUUACAGCAUGGGGGCAGUCGAGCUCCUGCUGGAAGCGUGGAGUUGAAGCGAGUCGCUGCAGUACUUUUAUUCAUGUUUUUAAGUUGGUGAAAGUCUCGGGAAAGCCAGCUCCGCGUGUUUGGCGUUGAUGGUUACUUUGUGUCGGCUCUGAAGUCGCUCUUAGGUGGAAUGAACCGGAGAAUCGUGACGGUAAACCGCCUUUAAGUCGGGGUCGCUGCUCCUGCACGCUCCCGUGCUAGCUAGCAGUUAGCUGCAGGAGCUACUUGUCUAGCUGGCUGGCUGGGGAGGUCCAGCCCAGAUUCUGUUUACCCCGAGUUGUGGAUGUGGUCACUCCCAGAGCUUUCCACCUCAUUUCUCUGGGACAAGAAAGCAAGGACCAAAAAUCCACACUGGAUUUGACACCGCGGGCGGUUAGGGAACUAGCAGGAUGUCCGCGGAGGUCGAGCGUAGUCAGGCUGACUCGGGUUUGACAGCCACCAGCUCCGGCUUGGGGGUGCAGGAGACCCAGAGCAACCGUGAGGGGGCUCCGCCGCUCGGAGACCCGGAGGAUCAGGGGCAGACAGCGGCGGAGACGCAACCCGGAGACGGCCACACAUGCGAGGCGGGCAGGAGUCCGGCGGACAAGAGGAGCAAGGAGAACGAUAAGGAGAACGAGCGCGGCGGGGACGCGGACUCCGCCGAGACCGUCAAGAGGAAAGUUGUGGAAGCUCCGCCACCCAAAGUCAACGCGUGGACGAAGAGGACCACGGGCAGAGUGUCGGUCCCCAACAUCAGCCCCGGCUCGCAGGACAAAGAUCAACAAAACGCUCUGAAAGUGGUUCGAGCCAGCAAGCCCAGAGUGAGGAAGUCCAGUAAGUCGAGUGACUUCAGCGACAUCACAAACUGGCCCACACCUGGAGAGCUGGCCAAAGAGCAGCAGAACGUCCUCAACAACAACGGGAAGAAGCCUCCCCCCCGCAGAGAAAAGGAGAAGCGGCGUGAGCGACCUGAGCGGAAAUCAGAGAGCAGCCAUGAUGGAUGUGAGAGCAAAGAGAACCAGGAGGCUCAGCCCGGAGAGCCCGCCAAAGACCAGGAGUCCAGGGGGGGGCAGGACGCCAAGAACAGCCAGAAGAAGAGAGGAGGUGAGGGUCACAAACGUAAGUGGGUUUCUCUGCCGCUGGACGAAGGCUCCCGGGACGAUGCUGACAAGACGCCCGGCGGGGGCCCGGAGCCCGUCGGCGACACGCCCGACCCCGCGUCGUCCAAUCAAACGCUCAGAAACAGCAGGGCGCAUGACGGCAGCCUGAGUUGGAGAGCAGAGCCGCGGGACCACAGCGACGACACGGGCAGCACCCGCGGUGAAGGCGGGGGCGUUCGAGGAGGACUGCGAGGCCGGGGGAAAGGCCGUGGGCGGGGCAGAGGUCGUGGGCGAGGUCGGUACGAAUACUCCCUGACCUUCAGGGAUGCUGCGUCCUCAGACGGCUCCGCCCAGGUCCCAGCAGAGUUCGGCACCAACAUGGUUUACUACUAUGACGAUGGCAGCAAGGUCCAGAUGUACACGGUGGACGAGAAGCUCCUGAAGGAGUACAUCAAACGACAAAUUGAGUACUACUUCAGCAUCCACAACUUGGAGCGAGACUUCUUCCUGCGCAGGAAGAUGGACGUGCAGGGUUUCCUGCCCAUCUCCCUCAUCGCCAGCUUCCACAGAGUCCAGGCCCUCACCACCGACAUCAGCCUCAUCAUGGAGGCUGUGAAGAGCAGCUCCGAGGUGGAGCUGGUGGACGACAGGAUCCGCUGUAAAAAGGAGCCUGAGCGUUGGCCCAUCCCCGCCCCAACCCUCGUGGGCUCUCCUCGCACCGACUUCUCCCAGCUCCUCAACUGUCCCGAGUUUGUUCCUCGACAGAACCUCGCCUCCACCAACUCUGCUUCGUCGCCUGUGAAGGACGCUCCUCUGCAUCCGGAGGCGCCUCUGGACUCGGCCGAGUCCGGCUCGUCCAGCCAGGAGUCGCUCCCCGCCGCCGAGGACUCCAGAGACACGGCCGCCCUCACGGCCGACCCGGACGCCUGGAUCCAGGUGGAGAAACGCCACCGGCAGCCUUCUGGGAAAGCUAAGGGGGACGGGAAGGCUCCUCCCCCCAGCCCCCAGGCCCCCCCGCAGGCCGAGCCCGACCAGGAGGAGCUGGACUUCAUGUUUGACGAGGAGAUGGAGCAAAUGGCGCCCAGGAAGAACCAGUUCACAGACUGGUCCGACGAAGACGACUCCGACUACGAGCUGGACGACCAGGACGUCAACAAGAUCCUGAUCGUCACCCAGACUCCUCCCUACCUCCGGAAGCACCCCAGCGGCGACCGGACCGGCAACCACGAGUCCCGAGCCAGGAUCACAGCCGACCUCGCAAAAGCUAUCAAUGACGGGCUCUACUACUACGAGCAGGACCUGUGGAAGGGAGAGGAACCCCCGGAGAGCAGCAAGCAGGAUGUGGAGAACUUCAAGAAGCUGAACAUCAUCAGCCAGGAUGAGUUUGACACCCUCACACCCAAAGUGCCUGUCGACCCGAACCAGGAAGCCCCGCCCCUUCCCAUGCCAGUUGACGGCGGAGCAGAACUGGCGCGCUCUCUUCCCACAUCGGUGCCCGAGUCGCCCAGCUCUCACCAACCCCGCACCCCCAGAACCCCCCGCACCCCCGGACGCCAGGACCCCAACAAGACCCCUCGCUUCUACCCCGUGAUGAAGGAGAGCAGCAGCCUGGAUAAACAGACGCCCAGGAAGAAGAAAACUCGACACAGUGCCAACCCCCCCCACGAGGCUCACAUCGGCUGGGUGAUGGAUUCCCGUGAACAUCGACCGCGCUCGGCGUCCAUCAGCAGCUCCAAUGCAUCUCCAUCUGAAGGCGCGCCGCUGUCGGGAAGCUACGGCUGCACCCCCCAGUCUCUGCCCAAGUUCUGGCACCCAUCCCACGAGAUGCUGCGGGACAACGGCUUCACCCAGCAGGGAUAUCACAAGUACCGCCGAAGGUGCCUCAACGAGAGGAAACGGUUGGGCAUCGGCCAGUCCCAGGAGAUGAACACUCUCUUCAGGUUCUGGUCCUUCUUCCUCAGGGACAACUUCAACCGGAAGAUGUACGAGGAAUUCAAACAGUUUGCAGUGGAAGAUGCCAAAGAAAACUACAGGUAUGGACUGGAGUGUCUGUUCCGAUACUACAGCUACGGUUUGGAGAAGAGGUUCCGGUUAGAUCUGUUCAAGGACUUUCAAGAGGAGACCCUGAAAGACUUUGAGAAAGGUCAGCUCUAUGGCCUGGAAAAGUUCUGGGCCUUCCUGAAGUAUUCAAAGAUGAAGAACCAGCCCAUCGACCCAAAACUGCAGGAGCAUCUCCGCAAGUUCAGGAACCUGGAGGACUUCAGGGUGGUGCCGCCAAUGGGGGACGAGGGAGGCAGGAGGAGGCGUCCCUCGACUGGGGAGGACGGGAGGCGCCGGCGACAUCCUUCCAACACUACCUCAAAGCCCGCACAAGCCAACAAAUCCUCCACCACUCAGCCCGCCGCCGCCCAGCCCGCCACAACACAGACCACGCCCAACGACGACGCGCAGAAAAAGGCCGCCGCGCCGCCCGCCCACAGGAAGAAGGCUGACGGAAAAGCAGGGAAGAAGGAAAGCACCACACCCAACAAAUGAAUCGGUGAAGCUCGAGGAGAAUGUGUGAACAGGAGAAAGGGGCGUGGCUCUGGACUCCUCCCCCCGUUUGGGAUGAAGACAGACUGAGCGUGGUUGAUUUGAUUGUUUUCAUCAGUGCAUUUCAUUUUUAAAGCUGACAGCUCUUACCGUUUACAAACUCAAAUGCUUCCUGCAUUUGGCCUUGUGUCUCAGAUGCCAAACUGUCGGAGCGCGGUCAUGGCUGACCCGGCGCUCUGGCAGCGGGCUCCGCCGUGCCCAGACAGCACAUACUGCAUCGUCUGGUGUGCCUUAAUUUUUUUCAGUGCGAAAAAUGUGCUUCUCGAGGUCUUCCUUUUCAUUUCUCUGGGUUUGAACCUUUGACGCCAAGCGGGUUUGCUAGCCUGCACACUUUCCGUUCUCAUGGUGACAAUCAGGCUGGAAGCAGCAGUCCUGGAGGAGCCGGCUUCUCUGCAGUCGCUCCUCAGUCUGUCUGCAAUGAUAAACCAUCAUGUUUGAAUGAAAACCUGAAGAAAUCCUGUCUAGGUUUGGGGGAAGCUUUACUUCAGUCCCAUUUUACAGCCAGAGAUUGUUUAAUUUAUUGUUUCCUUUUGCUUUUCUUCCAUUUACUUGACUAAUGGAAUAGUCUUAGGCGAUCUUAGCAGUUUUGAAUGGCUUUUAAUGAUCACCAGUGGGAAUGAUGGGUGUGAGCUUUCAGCGUAGACCUACCGUAUAUUUAAGCUUGAAGUUUACUUCGUCUUCUGCUUGAGGCUUGGUGCUGGACAGCACUUUGUUCAUCUUCAUUUUUCUUCUUUGAACUUAAAGUUUUAGAGUUGAAUAAAAUAAAAAAAAUGUAAAUACUAUAAAAAUCAUUUGCUUUUCAUUUAUUCAUCUGAUUUUAAGACAUGAUUUGUUUUAUCAUUAGUGUGUUUUUGAGUGUUUUAGGAUGAAAUAAUGCAUGUUUAUGAAUUGUAAAAUGCAAAAAAAAAAUCUCUAUAAAAUAUCUGCUGAUUGUA